UUAGGUGAGAGAGGGAGAAGUAGGGGAGAAAGAAAGGCCGGGGGGGGAGAGAGACAAAAAUAAAAUCUGGGGUUUUGGUGUUUGACCGUCAGAACUAGACAUGAUAUCUAGACAGUCAGAUAUGUGGAGCUGUAUAAACCUCAUGGUUCUACCCUGUCUGUCCUAUGAUUUUUUUUGUUUUGUGUGUGUGUUCUAUGAUUGGUUGCUGCACUGGACAGGCUACUGCUUGUUUUUAGUAGGGGAACCAAGUGUGACUACAAGAAUGAGACAGUGGGUAAAGUAACUCUCCCAGGCCAAAUGUUGAGUCUGACUGGGCCCAUAAUGCCAAGGCCUGGACCCCAUCACUCACACACACAGACAGAGAUUUACUUUUAAUUUCUAUAACUUUUUUUGUUCAAACUUUUGUCUAUUUCACUUGCUUUGGCAAUGUAAACCUAUAUUUUAAUAAAACCCUUUGAAUUGAAUCGAGAUGGGCCACAGAGGGAUGAGUAGAGCGAUAAGAGGGAGGCGGCUGAGCAGUCUGAAACCACACUGUUGGAUUGCCUGUGUGGGAAGGCUGAUAUGUAGUUAGGGGUUUGUCAGCUUCCCUGGAUUUGUCUCUGCCCAAACAUUGUUUUUAAGUGUUUUCCUAUUUUCUUAAUUCCCUAAAGCCAAGUAUUAUGUGUGUAUCUCCAGUGGAGAUGGCACCAUGAGGAAGAACAUUGUGUGGAAGAAAUGGACCACCAGCAACAACCUGCAACUCCAUGGGUGAGGCGAGAGAGCUAGUAACGUGUGUGUGUGUCUCCAGAUCCGUAUAGCAGUGCGUGGUGUGGAGCAGCUAACUGUAGGAGGGAGGAUGGUCUACCCUACCUGUUCACUGAACCCUAUCGAGGACGAAGCUGUCAUAGCAACACUACUGGAGAAGAGUGAAGGUGCGUUAGAAUUAGAAGAUGCAUCCGCUGAUCUCCCAGGGUUAAAAUGGAUGCCUGGAGUCACCAAAUGCAAGGAGGGUCAGUGGUAUAAGGACUGGUCAGAGGUGCCAGCCAACCGCCACAUACAGAUCAGACCCACCGUGUUCCCUCUCACAGACACAAAGAAACUGGCCAAUAUGAAGUUGGAGAGAUGUAUGAGGAUCCUGCCCCAUCACCAGAACACUGGAGGCUUCUUUGUAGCUGUCCUGGUCAAGAAAGCCCCCAUGCCCUGGAUCCGAAGAUUCCCCAAGUUGAGCAAGGAGCAGACAUCCAGCUCAGUGCCCCAGCCAGAGGACUCUCCAGUGGGGAUCCCCCUCCUUGAGACACCCCUGGAGGAUGGAGAGGAGGUAAAGGACGCAGGAGAGGACUCGCCCAAAGAGCCAGAGGCAGGCGAUCAGACCAAGGAACCCAACGUGUGUGUGUGCAGGGUGGGAAAUAAACUUUUUGGUCCACCAGCCACUGUGGCAUGUAGAUAAGAUCUACCAACCACUCAGAUUUCUUUUACCUGCCAAAAUAUUUUUCCUGCCAUUAUUACUCCAAAAAGCACAAAAAAACAGAUGAGGAUACUUUCUAAAACAAGAAAAGUAUUACUAGUAAGAAGUAAUGGGGUAUAUCGCUUAAUUUUAUUUCAUUUUUGUGACCUGCGUCUUAACCAAUGUAUGUUAAAUCAUUUAGAUACAGUAGUAAAAACCAAUAAACGUUUUUACAACUGAACAUCAAGAAUCAACAAAGUGCCUGCCCUGCCACAAAAUGCUGAGUGAUACGGCUUAUUUAUUAAUAUAGUUCAGGGCUCUACGCUGGCAUAUUUUACAAAGAGUACAUGAUGUGUUCCUAAGUAGACAUGUAGAAGCACACAAACAAAUCUAGGAAAACAAUUACAAAGUUUGAGUGUUUUAAUGAUAAGAAAUUACAAAAAGUUAAUGAAUAAAUGUUUUUGGGAGUAAUCCAUGCUCAAUCAUUAGGUGAGACAAAUGUUCAGCUGCCACUUUAAGGGACGGGCUGUUACUGUGGUGAUUUGUGCACUCCUCUGUGAUGGAAAAAAAAUCUCUGACUGAAAUGUCUUCCGAGCAGAAGACCAGUUUCCGCAAACUCAAAAUAAUAUUAAAAAACAACCUAGUAUGUGAACAAAACGAUGUAAUUGGCAAAGAAACACGAGGACAAAGUCACACUUUAGAAGCCUUUCUUGUCAAUUCGACCAACUUCUACAUGUGGGCUUUGGAUAAAAAUAAAACAAAGUUCCCGUAUGCUCUGUGUGACCACCCGCCAAUGUGGCUGGUGACAAAAUCUACCCACAUUUGGCGGGUGUUUAAUUUCCAACCCUGUGUUUGUGUGUGUGUGUGUAUUCUGACUCUGGUCUAUGUGCUCCAGGCCUCCUCCCAAUAAAAACAUGAAGAGGCAUGGUUUUAAAGAAGACCCUUUGUCUUCCUCACUGAAGACGACCCUGUCUUCCCCCCGAUAGAGUGAAAGUUUUUUUGGGUCUCUGGUGGAUUGUGCAGCCUGUGUAAGCAGCUGCUCGAUAUCAGCAUUACCUGUAUGGACAGGACACUGUUUUGACCAAGUGUAGAUAGUAUUACCUUUACAAGGUAAUGUACACGGAACAAAAAUAUAAACGCAACAAUUUCAACCAUUUUUCAGAGUUUUACAGUUCAUAGAGGGAAAUCUACAAAUCAGCUGGGCUAGACAAUUUGGACCCUUUCUAAAAUUAGCCGCCGAAAUUGUCGCAACC
Messenger RNA from Coregonus clupeaformis (lake whitefish), 2676 nucleotides. RefSeq names its product RNA cytosine C(5)-methyltransferase NSUN2-like. Gene Ontology annotation, molecular function: tRNA (cytidine-N5)-methyltransferase activity; tRNA binding. Lineage: Eukaryota; Metazoa; Chordata; Actinopteri; Salmoniformes; Salmonidae. The record is from RefSeq and is a predicted model, not a curated record. The coding region runs from base 836 to 1426 and encodes 196 amino acids. The transcript has 5 exons. Gene Ontology annotation, cellular component: cytoplasm; nucleus. Gene Ontology annotation, biological process: tRNA methylation.